AUGAAAGGACACGAGCAGGACGGAGGACAGGAACCGGGAAAACCCCCGAGGUUCCUCUGGUGCUUCACCGUCACGGCGAUCAGCUCUGAUUGGCUGAGGAGAGGCGAUGUGUUGCCGGUUGACGGUUCGAACCCCUGGCACCGAGGAACCACCGCUGGGACAGACCUGAACCCUGAGAAGUCCCCGGUGAAACCUGACGGACGUCACCUGAACGCAUCACGGCUGAUGAAAGCAGCGCUUUCUAACUUUAGUCCUCAGAGACUUUUGACAACAGUGGACAGAUUUUCUCCUCUUUCCUGCUCAGUGUGUGAAAUGUUUAGUUAUUCCUCUGCCUCCUUUAGUGAAGACGGUAAGUGCUUAAAGUGUAGCUUAUUUGCAGGGCUGGAGGCGAGGCUCAGUCAGUUAGAGGUCCGGUUUGGCCAACUAGACCAUAGUCCGAUAGAAUCCUCUGCGGACCGGCCCGUAGCAGCUGAGCGUAACCGCUCCCCUGCAGCUCCCCGGCAGCCGGCCAGGCAGGGCAGCUGGGUGACGGUUCGGAGGAAGGGUAGCCUUAAAGGGCUCACAGAACACCACCACCCGCUUCAUGUGUCUAACCGUUUUUCCCCACUCAGCGACACAUCUGUUGAGAAACAGACCCUGGUGAUUGGAGACUCUAUUGUGAGACAUGUGAGGCCGACUCCAGAGACCUUAGUUAGGUGUAUCCUGGGGGCCAGAGCGGGCGACAUAGAAGCAAAUUUGAAGCUACUGGCAAAGGGUAAUCGUAAAUAUGGUAAAGUUAUCAUCAAUGUCGGAGCUAAUGACUCCCGUCUUCGCCAGUCGGAAGUAACCAGAAUGAAUAUUGUCUCGGUGUGUAACUACGCCAAAACCAUGUCGGACUCCGUAGGUUUUUCUGGCCCCCUCCCCAAUCUGACCAGCGAUGACAUGUUUAGUCGCAUGCUCUCGCUCCGCCGCUGGUUGUCUCAGUGGUGUUCAGAAAACGACGUGGACUUUAUUGACAACUGGGAGACAUUCUGGGGAAAGCCCGGUCUGAUUAGAAGGGACGGCAUUCAUCCCACCCGGGAUGGUGCAGCUCUUAUGUCUAGAAAUCUGGCCAAUGUUAUUAGACACUCCCCCUGACAAUGCAGGGUCCAGGCCAGGAUGCAGAGCUGUAGUUUAACAGGGCUGGAGG
Cololabis saira (Pacific saury) is the source of this 1168-nucleotide messenger RNA. RefSeq lists its product as uncharacterized. The record is from RefSeq and is a predicted model, not a curated record. Lineage: Eukaryota; Metazoa; Chordata; Actinopteri; Beloniformes; Belonidae. The coding region runs from base 1 to 1116 and encodes 371 amino acids. The transcript has 2 exons.